Molecule: messenger RNA, 411 nt
Organism: Aspergillus glaucus CBS 516.65
Lineage: Eukaryota; Fungi; Ascomycota; Eurotiomycetes; Eurotiales; Aspergillaceae
Exons: 1
Coding region: 1-411 (136 amino acids)
Source: RefSeq, a predicted model, not a curated record
AUGCCUUCGAACUGCCGCCUAUUCUUCCUACCUCUCGAUGUCGUUUGGUUGCUAUUCAAUUGUCUGGACUACUACGGCCUCUGGAACCUGGUCAAUGCCGUCCAAUUCCCCAUUCCGGAUCGGUACUGGCGUCGACGGGCUAAUGUCUAUUUGGAGUUCAUGGAUGAGGUCAGUGAACUUGAGCUUGACUGGCCGUUUUUGUGCCUGGAGCUUGAGAGGUUGCAUGCUACCCUCGGGAUCUUCACGACACGACUUUGGGUAAUCGACGACAUUGAUCAGCUCAAUGUGAAACUUAAUGAUGAGUUGAGGAAGGAGGAAUUUCGCCUGCAGCCGAAGGAUAUCAUUAAGCGGUUACUGAAGCCUAGAUCUCGUGGAACGCUAUCCUCUGCAAAUAGCGAGUGGGUACUGUAA